This is a messenger RNA of Blastomyces gilchristii SLH14081, 2616 nucleotides long. Its product is annotated as triacylglycerol lipase. The transcript is spliced from 2 exons. The record is from RefSeq and is a predicted model, not a curated record. The coding region runs from base 1192 to 2193 and encodes 333 amino acids. Gene Ontology annotation, molecular function: hydrolase activity. Lineage: Eukaryota; Fungi; Ascomycota; Eurotiomycetes; Onygenales; Ajellomycetaceae.
GUAGUUUUCCAGGUAAUAAUGUGAAAAUUCUUGGAGUCAAUCGGCUACAAUCUUCUUCUUCUUCUUCUUCUUCUUCUUCUUCUUCUGGCUUAAUUUUCCCCUUGUUUUCUACCCGCAACGGUGGUUCUAUACGCGGCGGAGGAUAGCAAGCUCUAAUACCCGUGGACACUACCUAAGCUUUCCUGAGAAAUCAAACACUCUAACCCCCAAUAACAAAAAGCUUAGCUCCCACAGUGUUUAUACUAGUAUUGAUUGAGCUUCGCGAUGGGUGUGAGAUUUUGGACCGUGAACAGACAAGCAACCUCAAAAAACACAUCACCGACAUCCUGUGGCUGGUCACACGAAGCACGGGGGGGGGGGGCUCGGCAUAUCCAACAGCGAGCAAGGCCAACAACUCCUUUAGCGCCGACAGCUUUAACCAUCAUGAACACAUGAAAAGACCUGGCUGUGAUUACAUACCAAAGGGCCAAAGGCACACGCCAUACAUACAUACAUACCCCCCACGUCCUUUUGUCGGUGGGAUGCCAUGGGAUUUGAUCCAGUGCGUGCGCCGAUAUUUUUGGAAACCGUGUUUGUUGCGAAUGAACUUUUCGACAUCUUUCCCCCAGAAAUGUUUCCCCCACACUAGAGAAGGCGUGAACGCUGAAUUUCAGCGUGGGGGGAGGAGGAGGAGGGGGGGAGGGGAACGGGAGGGGGAACCUCUGUCGCAGGGGCAUAUGUGAAUCUGCAAAGUAUGAAAGUUUUGGCUAGCUUCGCCGGGUAAGAGAUGGAUGCCCAACACUUGUUGUUGGUAAUUGUCAGAUCAAGCUGGGGGCCGAGCAUCAGGGUGCGCGAAGGUUCACGAGCACAACAUAUGGAUACAUGAUUAUUUGGGGGUCGAGUGGGUUGCCAACUUGCCAGCAGCAGCGGUUCCACUACAUACAGUAUAUGCUUUUGCAUCAGCCAGCGAGCGGUCGGCCCGAGGCUGGAGAAUCUUUUGGCUUUAAUAACGUAGAGACUAUCACGUCGUUUCAUUGCCCUACCCUACCAUCGACGCUGGGAAAAUAUCAUUCUACUGUUCUAGGAAUAAAAAGGAAAGAAAAAAAGGGAGAUAGAAAGAAAAGAAACCGAAUAGUGUGAACAAACAGAGCAAAAAGCAAAAAAACCAGGGAGAAAGAAAAAAAGAAACAACCCACUUCCAUCUCUGUCACAAUGCCACCUCCAUACCCGCUGCACGAAUCCGUGGCCUCAAAAAUCCACCCGGAAUACGUCGCUUUCUAUAACAAACACAUCAUCAACCAGGAACAGGUACAUCUCCGGUCCGUUGCUGCCUCGCGCACUUCCGGCGUCCUAAUACCAGGCGCUGGCCCAUUGAUACCAGUGGGAAAGCAAGAAGACAUCGCCAUUAAACGCAAGGAGAGCGAAGGCCCAGACGUGAACGUGCGAUGCUUUACGCCGAUCGCGGACAAGCCGCCGGAGGGCGGGUGGCCAGCGCUUGUUUACUUCCACGGCGGCGGAUGGGUGCUUGGGAAUAUUGAGACGGAGAAUGUUGUCUGUACGAACAUUUGCGCCAGGGCGCAGUGUGUGGUUAUUACUGUUGAUUAUAGACUCGCUCCUGAAAACCCAUUCCCCGCCGCCGUGCACGACUGCUGGGAAGCCCUCCUCUGGGCCUUGGCAGAGGGAGGCAAGCAUCUUAACCUGAACACCUCGCGCAUCGGCGUGGGAGGCUCCAGUGCAGGCGGCAACCUCGCCGCCGUUAUGACGCAUCGGGCCGUUGCACGCAACUUCUCCCCAUUGAAAGUGCAGCUACUCAGCGUGCCCGUCAUGGACAACACAGCCGACGUCAGCAACACCCCCUCCUACCGCGACUACGAGCACAUCCCCGCACUCCCCGCCGCCAAGAUGCUGUGGUAUAGACACCACUAUCUGCCCCAGAAAUCAGAGUGGGCGAACCCGGAAGCCAGCCCGCUGUUUUAUCCCGAUGACUCGCCCACUUGGGCUAGCGUGGCGCCUGCAAUCAUCAUGGUUGGGGAGCUUGAUGUGCUGAGGAGCGAGGGAGAGAAGUAUGCUGAGAAGUUGAAGAAGGCCGGCGUGCACUAUGACCUGCAUGUUAUGGAGGGAAUGCCUCAUCCGUUCCUGGCGAUGGAUGGAGUGCUGCAGGCGGGCAAGGACUCGAUUACAUAUAUGGUGGAGGGUUGUAAGAAAUUCCUAUAAAUUGGUCUUCUGCAGUUGGUUCCUCUAUUGUUUUUGUUCAACUAGUUUCUAAAAAUGCAUUUUGCUGUCCCUUUCGCUUCUCCUGGGCCCCAAAGUGAUGUGAUUUGAUGUCCCCAACCAGACCAAUUGUUCUGUUAAGCUUUGGGGGGGCACAUUUUUGGGCCGAUGAGGCUGGCGAACUAAACGCAUUGGCGUGAUUAUUGCUUUUUUUCCAGCCAGUUCAGUUGCUAUCUUCAAUGGUAACUACGCUGCGUACAAGGACGCGGCAGCAUUUUAUAUCCCCAGAAUUAGCUCGCAAAACGAAACAGCAAUAUCAAAAAAUAAUCAAAAAAUCUCCCUUGCUGAAAAUUGCCUCGCUGGCACUUUUUCUUGUUCAUGUCUAGAGAAUAAUGGGCUGCUCACAACCACAUCCUUGAAUUAAAU